AUGUCGAGGUCGUUGGUCAUGGAGCCCUUGGUACAAGAAGGCCCUAUUCCCCCGGAGCUCGGAAACCUUGGUGCCCUGAAAAUCCUCUCCAUGUGGAACAAUCAGCUGGACGGUGCAAUUCCUGGUGCUCUCGGCUCGCUGAAAAAUCUGACGUGGCUCGACCUCUCCAACAAUGAGCUUUGCGGACCUAUUCCACCGCAGCUGGGCAACCUGUGGUCUCUGAAGCACCUGAAUCUUUCUUCGAACCCGCUGAGCGGAGGCGAGAUCCCGAAGCGGCUGGCGGAGCACCCGCGCUUCAAGAAGUUCAUAGUAGGACGCGCUAUGGACGGACCCCCACUUCCUCAUAUUAAUGACACUGGCCACGCAGUCAAGAUUUUGAUCGUUCCUGUCGCCCUCGGAUACCUGGACUUGACUUCAGACCUCUACACUCCUACUACAAUUCAGGCCACUUAUUUUGAAUUCACUUGCGGUCGUCGGUUCUUGGUAGCGACUCAGUUGAGCUUAUUGCUGGAAGCCGUAUUUUCUGCGGCGUCGCGUACGUACUCCCCUGUCUUAGCCCUUGUGCGCGUCAUCGAACCGCUGUUCGAGUCAGUACCCCAGCUGCUGCUCCAGUUGUACGCGAUGCUACUGCUUUGGAGCGAGACAUCAUUGUCGAAUAGCGACUUGAAUGGGCGCGUGAUUUCCGUGUGCAUCUCGACGGUAAGCCUGGCAUAUGCGGCUACCGACGUUUCCAGUGUCGAGAGACUGCUUAACACCCGUCUUUCGGGGGAAGGUGGCACAGAGAGGUCCAGAAUGUGCCCAGAUUGUCCUUUUAUAACGGGACUGGUGUUUAGUCGGGUGCCGGAGAAAGGUGUUUCGAGACUAGCGGGGAGGAUGGGUUGGGUGCACCCCCGCACUCAUGUGUGGUUCUGCUUCUUGUACCAUGUCCUCGAGAUUGUCAGUCGCUUUGUGCCCCUGACAAUGAUCGCACUGGUGUUACGGAAGUGGUUCUUCUUGGUGUUACCCUACCUCUGGAUCAGCCGGUGUCUCGUAGUUUGGGCUGCGGCCUAUUGGGGGGAAGCUACGAUGGGCUUUAGGUUUCGGGUGAGAAUCGUGGCCAUGCCGUUCAUUGACUCCAUCUUGGACGGGACGCGUGCGUUCGGAGCAGGACUCGUGCUGACCCUCGUGAAGUUCGUUGCUUGCAUCGUGACAUACCACCUGUUCAGCAGCGGCCACUUGCCGCCGCACGCGCGAUGGACGCUCACCAUCAUAGCUAUCUGCUGUAUGGUGGGUAAGAUGCGCUUGGCCCUGCUCGCCAUACUCCCGCUCAAGGCGAAUGAACAUGGGUUCCAAAGCCAGGGCGCCGCAGCUGCCCAAGGGGACGAUGAUGUUCCCGGUGGUGGCACCGACGAACAUUCGACAGGAACGAGGGUGAUAGGAUUAGACGGGCGUGCGGUCGACGUUGAUGAGCUCGAAACGGCGGAGUGCGGAACCCCGGCUUGCUCAGAGGAGACGCCAAGCCAGCCCAUCACGUCUGCCAUGACGAUUUCAGCUUCGGAGAGAGGAGAUGUCAAGGUGGUGGCAUCUCCGCCCGCCAGUAUCCCCCCCGCCUCAUCGGCACCAGCCUCUUCAACAGAGCAGCUUCCCAGUCAUACCAUGGCGAAAGCACCCAUCGUGAUAGCGGGUGCGGUGGGGGUCGCAUUGGGCGCCGGUGGUGAAAUUCGUGGUGUUGAGCGGCAUCGCAACCAGGAGGGAGUCAGGCCGGAAGCAGGCUCAAGAGCUGCCCUACCCACCGGCCUAGACAGCGCCCGUAGCUCCCCCGGUGUCGUCAGACCCUCCCCUGACACCUCCAUUUUCCUAGCCUCUCCGCGCGCCACUAUGAGCCAGGGCGGUUUCUUUGCCCAACAGCAGCAGGAAGAGGGUCAGCAGGACCACCAUAACCCGGACGCGGAUACGGGGAGAUUCCGGCUGGUUGGGGAGGGUGCUCACCCUCUUGCACAUGCGGCCGAACACCUACCCCCAGAUGAUGCUGUCUUGGCGCACCAGGCGGCGGCCUAUCCUUCCGCGAGCUCGAUGUUACCCGCCGCAUCAGCGAUGCCCAACUCUCUGGGGACCGUCCAGCUUCGACAUGGUUUCGUUCAACCAUGUUCCGCUGCCGCGGCGGCGACAGGAGACCCUCAACCUCCGGGCAACAUGUCUGCGACUCAGCAAGCCUGGCACGCUGCGGGUGUUAUGGGCAUGCCGUCCUAUCCGCAGGGCAUGCUUCCGCUUAGGGUAGGCGAUGGGGCUGGCGUCUUCCAGCACAUGGGAUUUACGGGCGAAGGCUGGCCGGGAUACCUGCUGGCACCGCAGUAUUCCUCUCACGGGGUGAUACAGGCGGGGUACACGUUGCCAGAUUGGGCUCCUCCGUGGUACGGGGCGACGGAUAUGGAUUCCUACGCAACAGGCCAGCCGUGGCUUUCCAGAAUGCAACUCCACGCUACAGCACCAGCUGCGUCGAUUGGCGAACAAUUGGCCUGGAGGAGGGCGUAUCACGAGGAAUCGGCGUUGAGCGAGGACUACGGUUGGUGGGAUGAAAAAUAUCUAACUGGUGUGACGACAACGCCAGCAGCAGACGGGUCGGGUGUGGUUCGGGAGUGGCAGGAGACGUGGGAAUCGUAA
Molecule: messenger RNA, 2640 nt
Organism: Ectocarpus sp. CCAP 1310/34
Lineage: Eukaryota; Phaeophyceae; Ectocarpales; Ectocarpaceae
Source: the annotation of a GenBank genome assembly